AUGGCUGCACUGGAAGAAGGGUUUCAAUAUGGUCUCUCUUCAAAUUCAAUUUCUGCUUCAAAUAGAACUGUAGUUCAAGUUAAAUUGACAGAUACCUCAUUAAGAAUUAUAGAGGAAUAUUUACGGAGAAAGCCCUUACCUACACAGAAACCAUGUAUACAGUUCCAAGGAAAUCAAGGGAGCAUUCAGAUUCCGGAGGGAGGGGACAGUUUGAGAACAUUUCAUUUCUCCCUCUCGGCAAUGCAGGGUGAUCCAAAUGGAAGUUUUGAUGCAGUCUGUCAGCCGAAUACAAGAAAUGGUAAGCAACUUGUGCUAGAGGGCAGUAUGACAAACAAAAUUCAAAUCCAUGCCACCAAUGAGUUGUUCAAAGCUACAAAAGACAGAGUAACUAAAGCUGAGUUGGACAGCAAGAAAGUUAGCACCAAAGAGAUCAAACCAAGUGGACCUCAUAUAAGUCGGAAGAAGACAACAGUUAUACGUAACCCACACCCUCCAGCCAUACCAAGACAUCAGCCUGUACAACCUACAAAACCAAAGCCAUCUACAGCACCCCCUGUCAAUUUUAGCAAACGACCUUCACCUUCAUAUGGGAGUCAAGGUCAUGCUGUGUCUCCACACAAUCCUGCGACGUCAUCCAAACCCACAUCACCAAGUCUGUCUUCUCAUAAUCCUAGUGCUAAACCUUCUGGUAACCCUGCUGUGAUGUCUAUGCCAUAUAGAGAUCGAAUAAUCCAUCUACUGGCUAUAAGGCCAUACAAGAAACCAGAGCUGAUCAUUCGUCUCAGAAAAGAUGGUGUACGUGAGAAAGACAAAGAUCAGUUGGGUGUUAUAUUGAACCAAGUGGCAGUUGCCAAAGAUAAUUCAUUUACACUUGCCAAACAUAUAUAUGCAGAUGUUAGAAUGGACUGGCCAUUCUAUACUGACGAGGAUAAACAAAUUUUGAAAAAAAAAUUACAAAGUGCCUCCACGGUGUCACCAUCCGCAUCUCCUAAUAGCAGAAGUCCAGAUAGCCAGUCAACCAAUCUCACACAAAAAAAAUCUGAACCGUUGAAGCGAUCAAUAGAAGAAAGCCAUCAAACUGUUCACCAUAAUGCAAAGAAGAAACGCAUUUCCUUGUAUGACAAAAAUGGACACAAAUCAGAGAAUGGAUCAAGUAGUACGGACAAGCACAGUAGUAAUAGCAAUAACGUUUCUUCCACAACAGAUAUAUCGGAUAAAAAGGAAAAUAUUGAUGAUACGGUUGAUUCCACUUCUGAUACUCCUGAAUAUAUGAGGCAGUACCAUACUAUAGGAGAUGAUGAUCAGCGGUACAAGUAUAAACAGGCAUUUAAUGAAGAGUACGAGGAAUACCGUGACCUACAUUCUAGUAUAGAUCUAGUCUCUCGAAAGUUCUGCGAGAUGCAAGAACUUAGAAGGAAAACCCAAAAAGGCACUUCUGAAUUUCAGGAUCUGGAGGAUAAAAUCCGCAAUGCAUAUAUGCUACAAAAAAGUGAUCCCAAGUUUAUAGAACAAAUGAAAAGAUAUAGGUACCUCCACAAAAAGCUCGCUUAUAUCAAAAGCCUUAUUAUGGACUAUGAUCAAAAGUUUGUGACAGUGUUGUCUUAGCAGUGACCUUUGACCUCAGACCUUGGAUUCAGCUUUACCACAGUACAGGAGAAACCCAAAUUUAUUAUUUAUUGAAAUCUCUUCCAAAUACGGUACCAUGUGAUAAAGGAUAUGUGAUUUUUGUCUGCUUUGGUGUGAUUGGACAUGAAUUGAUCAUGUGACAUUGCAAAUGAUAAUCUUGACUGUGAUUUUGGUUUGAAGAUCUUCUUUAUUAAAUCUGAAUGGCAAAGAUCUAUGUUUAAUCCCCACUUUUUUUUAGCUGUGUAAAAUUUUCAUGAAUCUGAAUUAAUUCCAGCGGGAAAUUGUUGUUUAUACCUUAGUGUAUGAGAUGUUCACACAUAGUGAGAGCAGGAAUGAGGUAUAAGCAGAUACGCGUAUUGUUCUCUGAAUUUUGAAUCUCGUUACAUAAAUUCAGUGGAAUUUUUGAAAGUUUACACUUUAACGUUUGCAGUGUCACAUAAAGAUUGACAGAUGUUGAUAUAGAACUAUAGCAGUGAGCUACUUGUUAACUUAUUCUCAAUUUUUCUCCCACUCCCUCUGUAGCUUUAUGUAUAUGUAAAUAGAAGGGUGCUAGUAUAUUGUACAGUUGAGAUUGUGAAAAUUUAGAGAAGCCAUUGGCAAUCCUUUGACUGUAUCCUUCCUGUUGUUAACAUAUACUGUAAAAUCAUUUAAUUUAGUGGUUUUGGUCAAAAUGGCAGUUUCGUAGGGAUAUGAAUUUAUGGAUUAAAUUUUCAACUUUUGAAUAUAAAAUGAAUGGGAAUUUUACUUGUUUAUUGGGAUUAAAUGUCAUGGAUUGACUCUACCACAAAAUCCAUGAAAAUUAGUCCCCCACGAAUAUUGAUGAUUUCACAGUAAGUAAACUUGACCAAAAGUCACAACCUGUCUAACAUCUAUAUACAUAUGACAAACUUUCAGUCUCAGAAAUUUCUGUUUUUGGAAGUCUAAAAGUAGUAAAAUACUUCACCGCUGAUGUAAGUUUUGGCCCUUUUUUUUAUACAUAUUUUCAUUUCCCGUAAGUAAAGACCUUUUCAGACAUUGUUUUUACAUUUGUUAUAGUCUGUGGUAAUUGCAGUUAGUCUCUUGUGGUAUGUUGUGCAUACUGAGAAAUGUAGAACUUAUUUUGAUAUGUUUACAUCGAUCACCUUCUGCUCACUUGUGAUGUAGAAGCAUUUAUAUAUGGUUCCAUGACAAAAUACUGUCAUGAAAAUUAUGCAUACAAUAAGAUAGUGCCAUAGUAUUUACUUUUGUGAAAUCAGUAUGGUGUUGGAAUGCAAGAGUAGCUGUUUUUUAAGUAAUCUGUGGAUACAGAUUGAAUUGAGAAAAAAAUCCGGAAGCAUCCAUAACUGUCUUUCUCCACUAUUAAAGCUAGGAAAUUACUAUAUGACACUAUAAUUAUGUUGGUGUAACUUUAUGAAAUGCCAAAAAAAAGAAUAAGGUUAGGAUUUGUGCCAAGUUUAGUACAGCUGCUCCUAGUUGGAAUUUAUUCUUGUGUUGUUAUAGUCCCACCACUGUAGGUUGAAUAAAGUUCAGGUUUUGAAGUAAUUGCCAGUCUCUACAUCCAAUAUUUAUUAGGGGUAUUUUACUUUAAACUUAAUUGUUGAUUCAGUGUAAUGGGUAAGGUACCCCUGUUUAUUUAUUUACAAGUAUUAAAUUUUUUACUGUUUCUUGAAAGAUAAAGCUUUUUGUCAUUGUUCAGAUCUAGUCGUCAUAAAAAGUUAUUUAAUUUUCAUCCGCUAAAUUAGGAUUUAACCCUGAACACUAAUCAUCGAUGCUCAGAAUAACCAUGAUACCAUUGGAUUUAUCCAAUGAUUAAUUGUUUAUAUAUAAACUAUUCUUUUUGCCCAGAAAUGGCCUAAUUCUUGUUCAUUAUAGUGUUUUCACACAUUCCAUUAGCUUACGUAUUGUAGAGAAUACAAGUUUCAGAUUUGCUCCUUAUUAAAUGUGAUACAAUAGAUAACCAAAAUGCACUCAUGUAAAUAUUUUACCCACUUGUCUGGUUUGGUUCCGUUUUUGUGCUUUUGACGUAAUGAGUGAUAUAUUGUAACAAAUAAUUUUUCAGUGAUGCUUUAAUCAAAUACAUGAAGGAAAUGGUUCAUGUUUCAGAUGAUUGGCUAAACAAAUAACUGUUACGAUACUUAGGCCUGUCUCAAGUUCAAAGUGUUGUUAUUUCAGGGACGUGGUGAAAUUUCACAACCAUAUUGCCUCGGUAAAAAUGUAUGUUCUAAUUCAUUUAUGUAUUCAGAAACGUACGGAAUUAUGUCGGGCUUUCCAGAUGGUCAGACAGUAUCUUCUGUUCAGUUAAUAACAUAUUUUUGUCUGAUUAACCUUAAGCCUGUCGGCGGCAAAUGAUUUUGCCUUUGCGACCAGUUCAGGCUGAUCAUAGUCUGUUUGCUAUUCAGUCAGUAAAUUUUCAGUGAUCACCACUUUGAAUACAAGUGGUACUGCCCAAAUUGAGUUAUGGACAAGUCCAUUUUAGAAAUUUGGCAGGGUAAAAAGGUUAAAGCAAUAAAUGCCACAGUUUUACUUUAAACAACAACAUGCUGGCCCUUUAGUUCAGUUGCUCAAGAAAAAAAAGGAUUCAAGUUUUAAUUUUUGAAAAAGGCAAUGUUACUGAAUAAAAUAAAGACUCUCCACCUGUGAUUUGUGUACAGAAGUUGUUAGGUAUUUAUGGAAAAUAGACGAGUUCUGAUAAUUGAUAAAAAGAAAUGUGUGAUAGGUUUAUUCUUUCGUAGCAUAGAAGGAUCUUAUAAGAUCUUAUAAGAUUAUUGCCAUUUAUAAUCCUAUAGGAUAUGAGGCCUAAGUAUCGAAACAAAUAGCUUUAAUUUGCUCAGAUUUUAAUUCCUUUUAUUGAAAUUUUAAAAGACUGCAUAUUUUUUUAAUUCUGGAAUUGAUGCAUUCAAGCUGUGAUAUUAUUGGUAGUUUAAAGAGUUUUAGGUCAGAUUUCUGUAGCUGAUGUUCUUAUUGCUACAUUUUGGGGGCCAUAUUUCUAGGUCUAUUUAAAACAAGGUAAAGAAAAUACUACAACUUGAAAGAUAAAUAUAGAUUAAGAACACUAUGGCCAAAGUUAAAUAAAUUUCUGUCUUUGGAUAUGUUUUAUCCAACUAAGUUUUAAGUAUUUCAUGACAUUUUGAAUGUCGUUUUAAACUAUAUUGCUAGUUGUGCUUAUGAUGAGCAUAAGACCACGUAAAUAUACACUUUGUGUCAAAAAAGCGAAUACAUUCACAAGUCUUUUUGUUUCCUCCCUCCAUUGCAUGUAGGGAAGUUUAUAGGCACUUGCCUCAAAAAAAAAGCUUUGGUAAGAAAUCCAUGACUUACUUAACUGACAUAAUGGCAGAGAGUACUAUUUCACCUAGUACAAAAAAAUGAUAAAACUUAGAAGUCUGUGUGUAGCAAGGGUGAUAAGACCAGGAUUUGUAUUGCAUGUAAUAAUUCUGUAAUUUCUUUCUUCUUUGAUCAUGAUGUAAACAUUGUGUUUAUAGAUAGUUCACUUUGGCCAAGUCAAAUUGUAGACAAAAUGUAAAUGCAUAAUAAUCAAAUUGGGCAUUUAUGGUAAGAUAUAUCUGUGCACACAAAUGUAUGAUAUUUUGACUUAAAUUCAUGUAAUAUUGACAUAGUUGCUUUCUGUUUUUGCUUGCAAAUCUCUUGGCACAUUGCCUGUGUUAUUCUUAUCUCAAUAUUCUAAACAAUAAGAUAAAUAAAUAAACAAACUACAAAAAAAAA
Messenger RNA from Mercenaria mercenaria, 5325 nucleotides. Its product is annotated as RNA polymerase II elongation factor ELL2-like. The transcript is spliced from 12 exons. Gene Ontology annotation, biological process: snRNA transcription by RNA polymerase II; transcription elongation by RNA polymerase II; positive regulation of transcription elongation by RNA polymerase II. Gene Ontology annotation, molecular function: cis-regulatory region sequence-specific DNA binding. Bases 1 to 1605 code for a protein of 534 amino acids. Gene Ontology annotation, cellular component: transcription elongation factor complex. The record is from RefSeq and is a predicted model, not a curated record. NCBI's taxonomy places the organism in Eukaryota, Metazoa, Mollusca, Bivalvia, Venerida, Veneridae.